UCAACUCAUCAAUGGGUGGCGAAAAUAGCUGUAAAAAUCGAUUUAUCUAAUCAAAACAGAAAACACUUCUGUCUCGCUCUAGAUAAAACAGACAUCAUAUUCCUUUAUUUAAUCUUAUAAAUGUUAUUGCCUAGCAAUAAUAAUAGCUUGUCAUCAUGGGCAGUCAAUCGAGAACUAAACCAAGGUGGCUAAAAAUCUGACGCAGUGUAAUCUAGGCGUUGCUACUGUUUCACUCCCCCUUGAGCAGCAAGGACUGUAGUUUACGAGAGAACACAGGCAGAGAGAUGAGCGAGGCACAAGGAGGAGAGACUUUGCCCGCUGUUUGAUUUCAUUCAUUGUUUUUUAGAUAAUGGGACGCGCUUGGAUGCCAACAUACUGGAGAAUGUGCUGGCGGGGCCAGCCCAACCGCCUGGGUUUUAAAAUUGACUUGAAAUAGCGGUAGGUUUCACUGUUCCUUGUGCGGUCCGCGGCCGUAGAUAAAGAUGCGUGAAACACUGCUGGCUAGGUCCAGCCGUCCUGAUACGAUUGAAAAGCAUGAUGUUUUCUUGUUCUUGCUCGAAAUGGAAUUACUGUCGUUUUCUCUGUUUGGAUUGUUCAUGAUAAGAACACUAAUCGAUUAAACAAGGGCACCUAGACCAACAUGUUGCCAGGAUAAUUGAUUAUUCCUCCCAAUGAAAACAAGGAGGAGGUGUCGGUCUGCAAAACCAUGGAGGACAAGGAGAACAAUCUCAAAACGGCUAAAUUGUGGAGAGAUGCUGCUCUCCGCUCUAGGAAGCUGCGAAGCAACCUGCGACAGCUCACCCUCUGCUCCAAAAACAGGGAGAAGAUCAUUCUACCUGAAAAUAUAAGCGAGAUAGAGGUACUCAAUCUGGGCAAUAACUCGCUGUAUGAGCUACCAGAAGGAUUGGGGGCAAGCCUUACAAACCUGCGUAGCCUUAUCCUCCGCAGGAACAAAUUUAUCACAGUUCCUUUUGUGGUGUUUGAACUGGGUCGGCUUGUGGAACUGGACAUGAGCCACAACUGCUUGGGCCACUUCUCUGAGGAUAUAGGCCUGCUGAAGGGGCUGAAAAAACUCUGCAUCAGUCACAACAACAUCCAGUACCUGCCGUCACAGAUUGGGGCACUGCAGUACUUAGAGGAGCUGGACAUAAGCUUCAAUGACAUAUGUGAUUUCCCCAGGUCCUUCUCACAGCUCAAGAGGCUCCGUACUCUGGAUGCCGAUCACAACAAGCUGAACCAGUUUCCCCUGGAGAUUCUUGCCCUAAGUGACCUGGAGGAGCUCGACUGCUCAGGGAAUAAGUUUGCGUGUCUACCAGGGGACAUCAUUAAGCUGCAGUCCAUCAAGAUCCUGUGGCUCAGCAGCAUUCACAUCUCCACGUUACCGGACACGUUCUGUCACCUGCACAACCUAGAGAGCCUGAUGCUAGACAGUAACAACCUCGCAGCUCUGCCUUAUUCCUUUGGCAACCUGCAGAGACUUAAAAUGGUCAAUCUAUCCUCUAAUGAGCUUGAGGAGUUUCCCCAGGUUAUCCUAAACAUCACAGGACUAGAAGAGCUUUACCUGAGCAGAAAUAAACUGUCUUUUGUCCCAGAGGAGAUAGGCCAGCUGCGUAGGCUGGCUAACCUCUGGUUAGACAAUAAUAAGAUUACUUAUCUGCCCGACUCCAUUGUGGAGCUAGAUAGAUUGGAAGAGCUUGUUUUACAGGGUAACCAAAUAGCCAUACUUCCAGAUAACUUUGGAAAACUCUCCAAGGUAAACAUUUGGAAAGUGAAGGAUAACCCGCUCAUUCAGCCUCCCUAUGAGGUCUGUAUGAAGGGGAUCCCCUACAUCGGUGCUUAUCAAAAGGAACUCGCACAUUCCCAGCUGGCUGUGAAACCCAGGUUAAAACUGGUCCUGAUGGGAAUGAAAAACGCUGGAAAAACACUGCUCAGGCAGAGUGUGGUGAGUGAGCAGCAGGAUGCCAACUCUGCUCAGGGAAACAAAGGGGUUGAUGUGACUAACUGGGUAGCGGACGCCGAUCGCAGUCUUACAUUUUUAGUGUAUGACCUGUCAGGGAAGCCAAACUAUGACCUCAUCAAACCUUUUUUUCUCUCACCCGGUGCUCUGUACAUCCUCGUUGUGAAUCUGAAAACAUACUCACCCAAUAACUUUUACGCCCACGUGGGUUACUUCCUCCAUCUCCUCAGUGCCAAAGUGCCCCAUGCUGUGGUCUGCAUGGUGGGCACGCACACAGACCUGUGUGGAGACAUAGAGGUGGAGGGGAAGAGCCUGGAUAUCCACAGACAGAUUGCCCUGCAGGAGAAGUGGGACACCCAUUGCCUCCGGAGCCUUGCCCAGCAGGUGGACCAGGCCCUGGAGCAGGGCUACAACGUCCGCACCUCCAGCCCUCACAUCCUCUUCUACGGCGUCACAGACAAGAACCUGAGACGGAAGAAAGCCCAGCUGCAGUACAUGCUAAACCACAGGCUACAGAUCCUGUCCCCUGUCCUGUGUGUCAGCUGCAUGGAGAGCCAGAUAAAUAUCCAGAGGCUGAAGGAGAAGCUCAUGUCAGUGGCUGACCACCGCGACAUCUUCCCCAACCUCCACCGCGUGCUGCCCAAGUCCUGGCAGAUGCUGGAGGAGCUGCACUUUAAGCCCCAGGACCUGUGGCUCUCGUGGUGGGACUCGGCCCGUUUGGGCCUCCAGGCUGGGCUCACGGAGGACCGCCUGCAGAGUGCCCUGUCGUACCUGCACGAGAGUGGGAAGCUACUCUACUUCGAGGACAGUCUGACACUAAAGGAGUACGUCUUCCACAACCUGCCACGCUUCAUCGCCAUCCUCAACGUCUUCUUCCAGAGGGAUGAGUCCACGUUGCUGGAGAGGCUACUGUCGGACGGUGAGAGGGGGGACAAGAGGAGGGCCAGUGUGGUUAUAGAUGGGGAGAAGGGAGAAAACCUCAGGGCUACCCAUCUACAGCACCAUGUGGAGGGCUUCCUCAGCCACGGCCUCCUGCCUUCCAACGUCAUCCGGCUGCUCCUGAGACCUCUCAUCCAAACCCAGCAGGACCUCCACCUCAUCAUGGAGCUGCUGGAGAAGAUGGGGGUGUGCUACUGCAUCAACAAGGCCCGCAGCAAGCCUCUGAACGGGGCCACCGUCUGGUACAAGUUCCCCAGCUAUGUCAGCAAUGAGGAGCCCCAUGCCGAGGCCUGGGUGAACAGCAGCUCAGUGGCUGCUAGUCAGUUCUUCUCUUUAGAGCAGCUGCAGAUUGAAUACAGCUUCCCCUUUCUCUUCCCUCCUGGACUGUUUGCACGCUACAGUGUGCAGAUCAACAGCCAUGUGGUUCAGAGGUCAGACGGGAGGCACCAGAUCUUUGCCUAUCGUGGUAAAGUGCCUGUGGUGGUCAGCUACCGGCCGGCUCGAGGCAGGCUGCAGGCCGAGUCACUGUCCAUAGCCAGCCAUGCCUCCCUGCCAAAUAUCUGGACUGCUUGGCAAGCGAUAAUCCCACUGGUUGAGGAGCUGAAUGUCCUUCUGCAGGAGUGGCCCGGACUCUACUACACUGUUCAUGUUCUGUGUUCCAAGUGCCUCAAGAGAGGGUCACCCAACCCACACACCUUCCCAGGUGAGCUGCUAAGCCAGCCGCGCCCCGAGGGGCUGACUGAGAUCAUCUGCCCAAAGAACGGUUCGGAGCGGGUCAACGUGGCACUGGUUUACCCCCCUACGCCCACCAUGGUCAGCCCCUGUCUCAAAUGAGCCCUGCUGCCUGGCCUCUAGUGUCCUGUCCUGUCUGACUGUACCCUCACGCUGCCUUCCUCUCUAGUCAACACCUGAGUCUGAACCCCACACCCCAGCUGUCCCUCUGAAUCUCCUCAACCCACCCAGGCAGCAGCCUGACUGGACACAUAGCCAUGCAAGGUCACAGAGAUACGCACUGUCAGCUGGAUGGAGCAGAGCAGAUAACUUUUUUUAUCUUUUCUUUUUUAGGUUAUCCAGCUGUUCCUACACUGCCUCACCAUGGUGACAAAGACGGUAUUAAAGGACUUUGGCUGAAAGCAAACCUGGGUUGUUUUUAAGACCCAUGCAAGCCAUCAACAAGCAGUGUAUUUUCCAACUGGCCUACUCUAUAAUGCCCUCCAGAACUCUGACAAACCUCUGCCUACAACCUGUCUAAGACCAAACACAGGAAAUUAACCUAUCCAUGCUAUCAGUGGGCAAAGACUUGGACUGGUUUCUCUCUUUACUACUUAGUGGUGUCAUGAAAUGUUGGAAACCUCUUGGCUGGACUGCUACCCAUUCUAACUUCCUGUAAUGCUGCUUAUCCUGUUCACAUGUCAAGGCUGUGAUUGAUGAACGUAGGAAAGAGAACUGACUGAACCUCCUACGUUAUCAUGCUGUUUGUAAACCAAAUAAUGUCUUGUAUAUCCAAAUACAUUAACCACACUCCUGAACACACGUUACCCAUGUACAGACCUUAUCCUUUGCUUUAGCUUGCAAAUGGACAGAUCUUACAUAUUAUUACAGACAUAUACUGAACAAAAAUAUAAACGCAACAUGCACCAAUUUCAAAGAUUUUACUGAGUUACAGUUCAUA
Molecule: messenger RNA, 4568 nt
Organism: Coregonus clupeaformis (lake whitefish)
Lineage: Eukaryota; Metazoa; Chordata; Actinopteri; Salmoniformes; Salmonidae
Product: malignant fibrous histiocytoma-amplified sequence 1 homolog
Exons: 3
Coding region: 707-3730 (1007 amino acids)
Molecular function (GO): protein binding
Source: RefSeq, a predicted model, not a curated record